Molecule: messenger RNA, 1094 nt
Organism: Salvia miltiorrhiza (redroot sage)
Lineage: Eukaryota; Viridiplantae; Streptophyta; Magnoliopsida; Lamiales; Lamiaceae
Product: early nodulin-like protein 4
Exons: 2
Coding region: 16-954 (312 amino acids)
Cellular component (GO): plasma membrane
Molecular function (GO): electron transfer activity
Source: RefSeq, a predicted model, not a curated record
UUUGCUAUAGCAAAAAUGGCAAUUUGUGCAUCUACGACCAGCUUGUUGCUCGUGUUCUUGAUGGGAUUCGUAGUAUACUCGUCUCGUGCUCAAAAUCACGUGUUUCACGUGGGCAAACACGAUGGUUGGACGCUUUCACCCUCCGAAAGCUAUAGUCAUUGGGCUCAGAGAAAUCGAUUCCAAAUCAAUGAUGAACUCGUUUUCAAGUAUCCGAAGGGAAAUGAUUCUGUUCUUGUUGUGGGAGAAGAUGACUACAACAAAUGCAACAAAAAAUCCCCAAUCCAAACCCUAAUCGAUGGCUACUCAAAAUUCAAGUUCGAUCGAUCUGGUCCCUUCUUCUUCAUCAGCGGCCACGAUCAAAACUGUGAAAAGGGCCAGAAAUUGAUCAUCGUUGUUCUCGCCGCCGAACAUCACCGCCGCAGCCACCCGCCCUCGUCCGCCCCGUCCCCAUCUUCACCCGCUAAAACCCCACCCCACGCGCCGCCGUCUCAUUCUCCUUCACCCGCCGCUUAUAACCCCGCGCCGCCACUCUCCCACUCGCCCUCACCUUCCCCAACACCCAGAACCCCAACCCACGCGCCGCCGCCUCACUCCCCAUCCCCAGCCCACGCGCGUCCGUCUCACUCGCCCUCACCUUCCCCAACAGCUCAAACCCCGACACACGCGCCGCCGUCUCACUCGCCCAAACCUUCCCCAGCAGCUCAAACCCCAACCCACGCGCCGCCUGCCCAUCCGCCGUCAUCGCCGCCUGCCCCCGUUUCUCACCAGUCCCCACCGCCUGAGGCAGAAUCACCAGAUGAUGGCGCGCCGCAGCCGGAUGCCGAUGCAGAUCCACCGGCGUUCCUAUUGCCACACCUUGCGCCGGCGCCGGCGCCGUCGUCUGCCUCGGGUUCCGAUGCUUCAUUCAUUCUGACCGUGGGAUUAGCUAUAAUUUCUGCUUGGAGUGUUGUUUAAUUUCUUUAGAAUUAAUUUUAUAUUGUUUCUGAUAAAUUUGUUUGGAUUUCAGUUAUGUUUUUGAAGAUUUCUAGCUUAUGUAUUAUCUCAAAUCAGUUAUGUUUAUGAAGAUUUUAGUUAAAGACUCUUUUCUAUCUCAA